Molecule: messenger RNA, 918 nt
Organism: Fraxinus pennsylvanica
Lineage: Eukaryota; Viridiplantae; Streptophyta; Magnoliopsida; Lamiales; Oleaceae
Source: the annotation of a GenBank genome assembly
AUGGAAUUCACUAGUCUGCUUGAUACUUCAUUGGAUCUUAAUGCCAAACCAGCUCUAAGGAUUUUCGACGACGCCCAGAUACUGAAGGAAGAGGUGCAAAGUGAUUUCAUUCAGUUAGGAAGAAAUGUAGCAGUGAAAGAAGAGAGGGGUGCUCUAAUGGAGGAGCUAAAGAGGGUGAGUGCAGAAAACAUAGAACUGACAGAACUAUUAACAGUUAUAUGUGAGAAUUAUAAUGAACUACGAAAACAAGUAACGGAGUAUACAUCUAAGAAUCCUGCACUAAAGAGAAAAGCUGAAAGCAGCAUCAACAAUGCCAAUACUAAUCAUGGAAUAAAUGGCUCUGAUAAGGGUAGCUCAAGUGAUGAAGAUUCAUGCAAGAAACCAAGGGAAGAACACUUAAAAACACCGAUUUCUCGAGUUCACGUACGAACAGAAGCAUCUGAUCUGAGCCUUGUUGUCAAGGAUGGAUAUCAGUGGAGGAAAUAUGGACAAAAGGUCACAAGGGGUAACCCUUCUCCAAGAGCUUACUUCAAGUGUUGUUUUGCUCCAACUUGUCCUGUCAAAAAGAAGGUUCAAAGAAGUAUAGACGACCAAUCUAUUCUAGUUGCUACAUAUGAAGGCGAGCACAACCAUCCUCAACCCUCAAAACUUGAGUCCACUUCAGGCUCCAACCGGUGCAUGACACUUGGCACGGCCCCGACCUCUGUCAGCUCAUCCAGGUCGACCAUUACACUUGAUCUUACAAAACCAAAGCAAACUACUGAUAGUGCAAGAAAUUCAAACAGAAAAAUUGAUUCACCAGAAUUCAAACAGUAUUUGGUGGAGCAAAUGGCUUCUAUACUAACAAAAGAUCCCAACUUCAAAGCAAGCCUAGCAGCUGCCAUUUCAGGGAAAUUUCUCCAGCAGAAUAAAGCAUAG